This is a messenger RNA of Verticillium dahliae VdLs.17, 3990 nucleotides long. Its product is annotated as inner centromere protein. The transcript has 5 exons. The coding region runs from base 1 to 3990 and encodes 1329 amino acids. Lineage: Eukaryota; Fungi; Ascomycota; Sordariomycetes; Glomerellales; Plectosphaerellaceae. The record is from RefSeq and is a predicted model, not a curated record.
AUGGCCGCCAUGCGUGGAGCGCGCGUUCCCGUCGGUUCGGCGACGUGGAUCGCAGGCGAACGAUCUUCUGCGGAAGAUAUUGUCAAGACCGAGACUGAAGAGUUCUCCUACUCCGUCCGUAACGAGUUCGACUGGUUGAACGAGCACAUGGCCGACGUCUUCAAUGAAAAUGCCAUUAACGUUGCCGAAAUGUUCAAGACGCCCGGAAAGCUUCGGGGCAAAACGCCUCGGACCGCGAGAAAAGUCAUCACGGGAGAACCUCGCGUUCCUCUGUCAGAUAUCUUCUCCUCCGCGUCGAAGGGAGCGCCGACACCGUUCACGCAGCAGCUGGGUCGCCUGCAGUCGCCGAGGUUACAGGCUUCAAGCUCCAGGUCGCCGCUCGCCAACAAGACCGCGUCCCCCUUGAGACCUCUGCCGUCGAUGCGGCCUCAACCUACUAAGAAUGCAGCACUUCCGACGGACUCUGGCUAUUAUGGGAGCCAGUCUCAGGACGUGAUGGAUGUUGACCAUCACGUUCACGCGACGCAGUCUACACAGCCUUUCAGCCCUGUUCGAGAAGCCGACACGAACGAAGACGUCGCGUUCCACGUCGAUGAACCCUCGACACACGAAAGCCCGACCGUCACCAAGACGAUGCAAUCGCCCACCAUGACGUUCCAGACAGCACGCGAGGAGCAAACGACCCGAGUACUCAAGGAUGUCACGCAAAAGAUGGCCUCACCCGUUCCCAAUCCUUCCCCAGCGCGAAGCCCGGCGAAACAGACCUCGACAUAUCCCGUCAUCUCGCCCCCCUCGCGAUUUGCGCACUCCUCAUCUCCCAAGAAAUCCUCGCCGCUCAAGACGUCGCCUGCCAAAAACUUUGAUGAGCCCAUGUCGGACGCUCCAUCAGAAAACCACAGCCCCAAUGCGGACGAAGCACGGUCGCCUUCCGAGGGCUCAAGCCCCAUCCGCCCUGUUGUUCGCAAGCGCAGCCUCAACUUUGCUUCUCUGCCUGCUAGAGAGCCUUUGACUCACAAGAAGAGCCUAGGGGCGCGCCAGUCGAGACCCAGCCACGACAGUCGCCAGAGCUAUCUUGGCAGGCAUACUGGUGGGAAGAGCCUCAGCAACGUUGAUAUUUUGAGCUCCACAGAUGAUGAAGACGAAUACCAAGACGGCAUGGAGCUUGGUGGGAUCAUCGCUGGCACACACAAAACAACCAAUGAUGAGGUAUUUGCCGAUAACCACAACAAGGUCUACACUCAGAGGCUGCAAGACCAGAUCAGCCUCCUUGGAAAGUCGCAGCCGAACGCCAGCAGGCCCUCAAAGUCCAUCCCUAGCUCCGCAGUUCUUCAAGCAGCCGCCGCUGUUGCAUCAGCACCAGAAGUCAAGGAGAAGACUCCAGAGAAGUCCCCGGCCAAAACACCAUCAAGAUCGUCGCCCAAGAAACAAGCUGCGCCCCCUACUCCGGGAGCUUUCCCUGACGAUGACGACGAGGAGGAGGAGUGGAUUGCUCCUCCAGCGGUGCCAGAGAAGGAUCAUAUCGAAUCCAGUCCUCGUCCAGCGCUUCCAAAAAGCUACACGGCGGACAUCAUGGAAGGCAUUCACGGAAUGGACUCGGUUAGCGGCGCAGAGUUUGUUCUGCCCAAGCAGCGACAAGCUGGCAGUCGCUCGACCUCUCCUCAACGUGGCCCCGUGGUGCCUGAGCGAACAACCAGCACACUGGGACACACUAAGUCUGCGUCGGUAUCUGUGCUGCCCGAGCUCGGCAUGGCCUCUGGGCCAGCGGGCGUCAACUCGCCUCUGAAGGCGAUUUCUGUGUCCAACCCAGCUCUCACGUCCGUAUCGGAGACUGGACGUCCGCAAACACCCAAGUCUCCUUCACGCAGCUUCCGCGACAGCCCGCUGAAACAGGUUAAGAAUAAGCUUUCUUCGAUCAUCAAGAGUUCCAGAGGGCUUCUGGCAAGCAGUGCCGCCAUUAGUGCCGAGGGCAAGUCUCUGCUGUCGCCCUCGUCAACUAGGCUUGGCUUCCAUGCAGACCCCUCGGCCAGCUCUCUUGCGACUCUGGCCACGACUGCUGACUCGUUGUAUCCCGACCUGUCCCAGCGCGCCACAAACGAUGCUCCUGUUGUUUCCAGCUCCGGGAGCCCCACACGCCCGGUCGCAAAGCGAACGAGAUCCUCGACCGAAAGGGAAAAGGAGGAGAAACGCAAGGAAAAGGAAACCCAGAAGGAGGCCCGCCUCAUGAACGAGCAGAUGGACAAACUGGAGAAGGCUCGCGAAAAGGAGCGCGAGAAAGCUCGUGUGUUCAGCAAGGAGCAGGAAAGAAUCGCAGCCUUUGAAAAGAAGGUUGCGGCUCAGAAGGAGCAGGAGGUUGCGCAAACUCCCGCCCCCAAGCAGGAGAAACCUACCAGGACAAGCCCUCGCAAAACGAAGGCUCAGCUCGAGGCUGCCGCAAAGGCUGCUGCGGAGGAGGACGCUGACAUGAACGAUGCGCCGGGUUCGAUGGCGCCCCCAUCCGUUCCCAGAUCCGCUGGGCCUGGCCAAGCGAGCCGUGCGAGAGAGGUACGGAGGCCGCUUAAGCCCACAAAGGAGACGGCAACGAAGUCGAGGCAGGCGCCUACAGUCAUCCGCGUCAACACCGGAUCACAGCACUCACAGUAUCAUCCUUCCAACUCGUCCCUUUCAUCCAACCUGCACGACACUCUCGGCACCAGUCAGCCCCAGCUCAAGAGCAAGGCCAGCUCGGCUUCGCUCCAGCAAAAGCCCUCUCUUUCCAGCCUUAGAGGCUCUACAGCCGGAAGGCCGAAGGCUCUGGAGCUUGCUGCGAAGCGGAAGGAGGUUGAGGAGAAGGAGGCUCAGCGCAAGAGAGAUGCCAAGGCGGAGAUUGAACGCAAGAGGGCGGCGUUGCAAGAAGAGGAGCGUAGGCAGGAACAGCAGAAGCGGCUCGAGGCUGAGAAGCAGAAAGCCAAGGAACGAGAGCAGGCUGCAUCGCAGGCGGAGGCGAAGAAGAACGCCGCACGUCAAGCCGCCAUCGAGCGGGCCAAGCAGACGCGAGCGCCACCUCCCGCAGUGCGAGCUCAGCCUACCGGGCCUCCGGACUACAACACUGGUUCGGACAAGGCGGCGGCGAGCAGUCAGCCCCCCCGUCCUGUAUCGCGUAUGAACACUGCCAGUCAACGACCUCAAGAGGAUCUUGGCCGUCCUGUGUCAGCAGUUUUGAACCAGGGUGCCAAGGCACCGCCUAAGCGACCUCUGCAGCAGGAGACCAACGACGGUGCAUCCCGCCACCCGCAAGCCAGGAAUGGACCGAGCUAUCAGUCCAAGGACUCCAAGCGGCGACGGACAAGCGACGACUUCUUUGACGAGCUGGACAUGGACAGCCAGCCCCCCAACAUCAAGGGCCCGCCUGUCCGGCCCUCUGGCGGACUGAAGAAGGAUAUGUCGAACAAAUCCAUGUUCUCCGCCGGCUAUGCCAAUGUCCCGCCUCAGAGCGCGUCUCGCGACCUCUUCAAGGCUACCGUCACGGCUCAACACCACAGCGCCGUCAAGAGCACGCAGCCUAUGGACAUGUCACAACGCCGGCCCGGCCCGCAGGGCGCUGCCGGUGCGAAAUCAGCCGCCAAGUCGGCGACUCGGUCGUCGCCGCGGUUCCAGAACGGCGAGUCGAUCGAGCUGCCCGAGAUCGACACAGACGACGAGGACGAGGAGGAAGACGACGCGAACUUUGGCGCUGCUGCGUGGGUCGACUCGCCGGAGCUGCGCAGGGCUCUGACCCGCCAGGAGACUAUGGACCCCUCGCAGAUCUUUGGGCCACCAGCGCCGCUCGUGAUGGAGGAGGUGUUCAGCAAGAGCAAGGACCGUUGGCACAAGUUCAGGGCGCGCACGUCGAGCGCCAAUUGGAGCGGCACAGACCGUCUGACGGAAGACGAAAUCAGGAAGGAUCUUGUGGCCCGCGACAGGAUGCGCAAGGACGGAGCCUGGACGUUUGAGAUGAGCAAAGACCUGGCAUAG